This is a messenger RNA of Aspergillus wentii DTO 134E9, 1371 nucleotides long. Its product is annotated as putative hydrolase, alpha/beta fold family. Gene Ontology annotation, biological process: medium-chain fatty acid catabolic process; medium-chain fatty acid biosynthetic process. NCBI's taxonomy places the organism in Eukaryota, Fungi, Ascomycota, Eurotiomycetes, Eurotiales, Aspergillaceae. The transcript is spliced from 6 exons. The record is from RefSeq and is a predicted model, not a curated record. The coding region runs from base 1 to 1371 and encodes 456 amino acids. Gene Ontology annotation, molecular function: acetylesterase activity; monoacylglycerol lipase activity.
AUGUUUUCAUGGCUCCGGCCUAGUGGACGGAUUUCCUUCUUUCAUGCAAAGGAUAAUCGACUUCUUCUGACAAAGAAAUCCAAAUCCGAUACCAAGGAACAGACUACGCUGGCGGAUAUCUGCCGUGCUGCAACACCAGAAAAAUGCAAUCUUAACCCUUUUCUCUUUAAUGGUCAUCUCCAGACCGCCUGGACAGCGGUGAAAUCUUAUGAUAUCCCCGUCUACUACAAGCGGAAAAUGUUUGAGGCGGACAGUCCGGCAUACAGUGGACAUUUUGCGCUCGAUUUCGUGGUUCCGCCUUACGAGACUCCUAAUGAUGAUGAAGUGACCGAUAAAGCAAGGAAACAUACACAACCGUCAGGGCUCCCAGAAAGAACAUCAUUCUUCACCCAAGAUGAACUCACUGCUCUACCCUCGGACGAUACGAAGCCCAUGCUAGUGCUCCUGCACGGCUUGAGCGGUGGCUCUCAUGAAAUUUACCUGCGACAUGUAGUUGCGCCCCUCGUGGCAGACGGAACCUGGGAAGCAUGCGUUGUGAACUCCAGAGGUUGUGCCCAGACUAAGAUCAGUACCGGUGUGCUCUAUAAUGCUCGUGCCACGUGGGAUACGCGUCAGACAGUGAAGUGGUUGCGGAAGAAUUUCCCAAAUCGACCUCUCUUUGGAAUCGGAUUCUCCCUUGGAGCAAAUAUCCUAACCAAUUACCUGGGUGAAGAAGGUGAAGCAUGCCAAUUGAAAGCCGCAGUCCUCGUUGGAAGUCCUUGGAACCUGGAGAUCAGCUCUGUCGAAAUGCUACGGACUUGGAUGGGCCGAGAAGUAUAUAGCAAGACAAUGGGAAGGAGCAUGAAGAGGCUUUUUGAAAAUCACGUCGACGAAGUUUCAAAGAACCCACGGGUAGAUGUUAAGACCGUGAGGAGUAUUACAUACUUGCAUGAGUUUGACCGAGCUUUGCAGUGUGCAUGCUGGGGAUACCCGACAGAAGGCGCCUACUAUCGCGAUGCAUCUUCGACCGAUCCUAUGCUGGGCAUUAGGAUUCCUUUCUUCGUCGUGCAAUCCGAAGAUGACCCUAUUGUUUCGCCCAAGGCUGUUCCUUUCCAAGAAAUUACUCAGAAUCCUUACGGAGUGAUGAUGACCACAUCGUGGGGUGGUCACCUUGGCUGGUUUGAAUAUGGAGGAGGAAGAUGGUUUGUAAAGCCGGUUCUCAACUUUUUGAAUAAGAUGGCCAAGGAAGUCGAUAUCAAUGCGCCUGUCAUUGUUGAUCACCCGGAGAAGCUCCCCGGUAACAUUGCCAACCACUUUGGGCCCGGAAAAGAUUUCGAUACAGCGCCCAAACCCGAGUUCAACCCUGUGCGACGCAGGCUGGCCAUGCCAUGA